AUGUCUAACCUCAACAUCCUCAUCUCUGGUUCCGGCAUCGCGGGUGGUGUCUUCGCAUUCUGGCUGCUCCGUGCCUAUCCCAACGCCAACAUCACGAUAGUUGAGCGGGGUCCUUCCCUCCGUUUAACUGGUGCCAGUGUCGACAUACGCAGCUCAGCCGUGGAUAUCAUUAAAUGGAUGGGCGUAGAAGAGGAGAUCCGGAAUCACGCGACAAAAGAAGAGGGCAUACAAUUCGUAACAGCAGAUGGCAAAGCCGUGGGAACACUCGGGGCGUCAGGCAGAACAGACGUUCAGAGCAUCACAUCCGAGUUCGAGAUCUUCCGCGGGGCGCUUGCGAAGAUUUUCAUCGAGCCAAGCAUAGACCGCGUGAAACUCAUAUUCGACGAGUAUGUCGACCAGUAUGAACAGCAUGACGAUGGAGUGAUCGUUACUUUCGCAAAGAGCAAGGAAGUGAAGAAAUACGACCUACUCGUGGCCGCAGAUGGCCUUAGCUCGAAGAUUCGCGGCAUGAUGCUAAACACCAAACCGCAAGAGCAAUUCUACGACGAGGGCGUUCAUGUAGCAUAUUUCACCAUCAAGAGCGAUAUGCUACAGGGAAGCCGCCUGGCAAAGUGGUACAACGGGACGGGUGGUUGCGUUGUUCUCCUACGACCCGAUCCAGAUCCUGCGGGCCGUACGAGAGGCAAUCUCCUGAAAGUGACCACGAAGGGAGAUGUUGAAACGAAGGAGAGACUCAAUAAAGCUCUUGCCGAAGGGAACGAAAGCUACAUGAAGUUGAUGGAAGAGAUGUACCAUGAUGCAGGCUGGAUUGUGCCAGAGGUGCUGAAAAGCAUGCGCGAAAGCGAGGACUUCUAUUGCUCUCUAUUCGGGCAGGUCAGAUCACCCAAACUACACGAUGGCCGGGUGGUCCUGCUUGGAGAUGCCGGCUACGCAACGCCUGGCUUUGGCACCAGUCUCGCAAUCACUGGCGGCUAUGUCCUUGCUGGAGAGCUGUUGAAUCACCCUGGCGAUGUCAAAACCGCCUUGAAGCGGUAUGAAGAGCUUAUGCUACCGUUUGCACAGGAUUCGCAAGGCGGGGAUUCUGCGAUGCAAAUACUCAAUCCACAGACACAGCGAGGCAUUAGAAUCAGGAAUGUGAUUCUAGGUUUCGUGACAUCGAUGAAGCUGGAUAGGCUGGCGAUGACCGUAGCGUCGGCGCUGGGCAUUGUACAGAAGAAAAUCCCUAUGCCCGAUUAUCAAUGGGUGGUUAAAUGA
Molecule: messenger RNA, 1254 nt
Organism: Venustampulla echinocandica
Lineage: Eukaryota; Fungi; Ascomycota; Leotiomycetes; Helotiales; Pleuroascaceae
Exons: 1
Coding region: 1-1254 (417 amino acids)
Molecular function (GO): FAD binding
Source: RefSeq, a predicted model, not a curated record